Molecule: messenger RNA, 9039 nt
Organism: Cynoglossus semilaevis (tongue sole)
Lineage: Eukaryota; Metazoa; Chordata; Actinopteri; Pleuronectiformes; Cynoglossidae
Gene: ecel1
Product: endothelin converting enzyme-like 1
Exons: 20
Coding region: 711-3110 (799 amino acids)
Biological process (GO): protein processing
Cellular component (GO): plasma membrane
Molecular function (GO): metalloendopeptidase activity
Source: RefSeq, a predicted model, not a curated record
GCUGUGGUGAUGGGUUAAAAAAGGCAGAUCACCUCCCACUGGAACCUUAAUCACACCAGGUGUGUCUCCUCACUGACACACCUGCGUCCACUUGUACAGGUCUGUAUAUAAAGACUCACCAAUCACUGCUUCAGUUUCAACCUCAGAGCAACUGAACCUGAGAGGUACCGAGCUGACCACAGGGGGAGCUGUAGAUCACACUACUUCGCAUUACGGCCCCUUCAGUGACUCGAGUUCGACGACUCCACUGUCUAAGAUACAGAGCAGGCGGCAGAAGGAGAGCGGUGCGGAUCCCUGUGUGUCCACCUCCAGAUGAAGAGGAGGAGGAGGAGCAGAAGGAGUGACAGUCCGACCGGACCCUGUGGUGCUGUGGUUCUCCUGCGUCCACGCUCACCGAGACCCACGGAGACCAGCUCACCUGAAAAUGGAUUGACCAGAGGGGGAAUGGAAAAGCAGCAGUGAAACCAUCACUGAAAGGCAAAAGAAAGCAGAACCCGAGAGAAUUCCUAGGGAAAAUGAGAGAACCUUAGUCCACAGACUCUUGAUGUCAAAACAAUUGGACUUUGCCUCGAAGGAUUUCGACUUCUGUGUUUGAUUUUGGAACGACCCGAUAAGCCAUGAGAGAACUUUGAACAAAGGAAUACGUCUGUUUCAUCCUUUUUUGCCAACACAUCUCCUCACUGCCCUCCACCUACAAACAACAUUUUAGCAUGGAGAAAACCUACUCUUUAACUGCCCACUACGACGAGUUCCAGGAGGUCAAAUACGGCGGUCGAUACAGCAGUGACAUCCUCAGCAACGGCAUGACGCUUCACCUGGGGGGCAGCUUGGACCGACAUGUGGGGCGUAGCCGAGGAGGGACGUGGUCAAACGGUCGAAAUAAAGAUGCAAACAAUACGGCAAACGGCCGUGGAAUUCCUCGGUGGAGCCGUAGGGAGAUCUGUCUGCUCUCAGCUUUAGUCUUUGCAGCCGGUAUGUGUGUCAUCUUGGGCAGCAUGCUGGCACUUAAGUACAUUUCUCUGGACGCCCAGCAGGACCCACAGUGUCGCCAGGACUGCCAACGCAAACGCUCCUUGUUGCGCACGGCUCGCAUGGUUCAGGCCAAUAUCGACCCCACGAUCCAGCCCUGCCAGGACUUCUACUCGUUCGCCUGUGGCGGUUGGUUGAGGCGCCACGGCAUCCCAGAGGACAAGCUCAGCUACGGCAUCAUCACCGCCAUAGGGGAGCACAACGAGGAGAAGCUGCAGCACCUCCUGCUGGAGCCGAUACGUCGGAAUGAACCGAACUCGGCAGAGCGCAAGGUGAAGGAGUUCUACAAGUCCUGUAUUAACAUCCAGGAGAUUGACAAGCUGGGCUCCGACCCAAUGACGGACGUGAUAGACAGCUGUGGUGGGUGGGACCUGGUGGGGGCCCCGCCCGGUGCUGCCGGGUGGGAGCAAGACGGCGCUCCGCCCAGACCGGACUUUAACGAACUGCUUUACAGAACCCAGGGGGUGUACAGCACCCCAGUGUUCUUCUCCCUCACCGUUAAUGUGGACGACAAGAAUUCCUCCAGGAACGCUAUCAGGAUUGAUCAGGAGGGCCUCACACUCCCUGAGAGAAGCCUCUACCUUGGCCAGGAUGAAGACAGCGUGAAGAUCCUGGCGGCGUACAAGGCCCUAAUGGAACGCCUGCUGAGCAUGCUGGGAGCCCACAAUGCCACACAGAAAUCCAAGGAGAUUAUACAGCUCGAGACACGCCUGGCAAAUAUCACCGUGUCCGACUACGACGACCAAAGAAAGGACAUCAGCACCAUGUACAAUCGCAUCACCCUGAAGCAGCUCCAGCGCAUGGCUCCUAGUCUCCACUGGAAACGCCUGCUGGACAGAAUCUUCCAUGACAACCACUCAGAAGACGAGGAGAUCGUGGUUCUGGCCACCGACUACAUCCAGAAAGUGUCCGACAUCAUCAAGACCACAUCGAAAAGGGUUCUUCACAACUACAUGCUGUGGCGCAUCGUGGCGGCACUAAGUGAGCACCUGUCCACCGCCUUCCGCAGCUCCAUUCACGAGUUUUCUCGGGAGAUCGACGGCACGGAGCAGCAGCUGGAGCUGAGCAGACUCUGCCUCACGCAGGCCAACAAACACUUUGGCAUGGCGCUGGGCGCUCUGUUUGUCCAGCACCACUUCUCCUCGCAGAGCAAGGCCAAGGUCCAGGAGCUGGUGGAAGACGUCAAACACUCCCUGGACCUCCGUCUGCAGGAGCUGGACUGGAUGGAUGAAACCACCAAGGAAGCAGCCCGAGCCAAGUUGCAACACAUGAUGGUGAUGACUGGCUACCCAGACUUCCUGCUCAAACCUGAGCUCAUAGAUCAAGAAUAUGGGUUUCACGUGGAUGAAAAGACGUACUUCAAGAACAUCCUCAACAGCAUCCAGUUCAACAUCAAGCUGGCCGUGAAGAAGAUCCACGAAGAGGUGGACAAGACAGUGUGGCUUCACCCUCCUCAGACUCUAAACGCCUACUAUCUCCCAAACAAGAACCAAAUGGUUUUUCCUGCUGGAAUCCUUCAGCCGACUCUCUACAACCCAGAGUUUCCUCAGUCCCUCAACUACGGAGGAAUAGGAGCCAUCAUCGGCCACGAGCUAACGCACGGAUACGACGACUGGGGGGGUCAGUAUGACCGCAAUGGAAACCUCAAACAGUGGUGGACGGAGGACUCUUACAAGAAGUUCCAGAAGAAAACGGAGUGUAUCGUCAAGCUCUACGAUAACUUCUCUGUUUAUAACCAGAAGGUGAAUGGUCGUCUGACACUGGGAGAGAACAUAGCAGACAUGGGAGGACUGAAGCUUUCGUACUAUGCAUAUCAGAAGUGGGUGAGGGAACAUGGUCCAGAGAGGCCCCUGCCUGGACUCAAAUACACACACGAACAGCUGCUCUUCAUCGCCUUCGCACAGAACUGGUGUAUGAAGAGGAGAUCUCAGUCCAUUUACCUUCAGCUGCUGACUGACAAACAUGCUCCAGAGCACUACAGAGUUAUCGGCAGCGUUUCUCAGUUUGACGAGUUUGCCCGUGUGUUCCACUGUCCAAAGGGUUCUCCCAUGAACCCUGUCGACAAAUGCUCAGUAUGGUGACCUCUGCCCCCGGGGCCCUGGACCUUUGGACCUGCACCCAUUAAUUAACACAACUAACGUCUUAACCCCAGCAGGCAUACACACAUAUUCACACACAACCUGUUCUACUUCAUUCAUGCGUCAACUGUAGCAGGAUGCUGCGGAGCUCUCGUCUUCAGAGUGUUGGGGUCAAACUGCACGAAAAUGUAUGUGUUUCCAGGGUCACCGUGUCGGAUGAGGUAAUCAUGGCAGCACACAUUUACAGUGCAGCUUGACUGACAGCUUUGAGAGACUGUACAAUGACGCCUGACCUGACCAAUGAGCAUGACUGACAUGAUGUUGUAGGAAGGAAGAGCAGCUGGCACAUGGGACUGACAGAGUGUGCUCCCAGAAAUAAUAAACAUCAGAUUUGGUGGUUGAGACACAAGGAUAUGUCUCUGGGGACGCACCUCAGACCAAACUCAACUCGUUGUUGUUGGUUUUCAUUGCUACAUUUCAAUGAGCUCGCGUCCUAAUUGAUAAAGGCCAUGUGUCCAUUCACAUCAGGCCAAAAGCCUCUGGUCUUCGACCGUCUUUCCUGCAGAGUUGUGCCUAAACCAGAAGCAAACUUUUUAGUUUCACAUUAAAUCCGUUCUGUCGUUGAGAAGCCUGAAUUAUACUCAGACCUGUGACAAUAAGGCAGUGGUAAUUUAACUAUUUUCACUUUUUUGGUCUGAAAACUAUUAUUUAUUGAAUGCAAUUAAUAUACUUUUGUUCAUCAAUACCAUAGUGAUAGGCAGAACAAUCAAACACUAUCCCUCUAGGUGGCAGCAGAUAACUAUAUAAACUAAAAAAAAAGAGACUUCUUCUUCAGUCUUUCUUCAAUUCCUGUGAGUAAAUCAGGGUUGUGUUCAACUAAACACGCAUGAGGUUUCAGUUUACAUUGUAUGACAAGUUUGUGUGUGUGAUUGUUUUAAAUCAUGUCAUCGACCACAUGCAUGGGUGUUGAUCUAAAUGUGGAAGAAAGAAUGUGGUUUAAAUAAUUUAGUUGCUCGUCAAACCCUUACUCUUUAACCUCGGCAGUGCUGUUUGGUUUGGUGAGUUUAAACGGACCCACUGACAUGUUGAUUUGUAGUGUGAAUGACAUGAAAAGUGUUUUUUGUUUUUUUUUUUCUUUACCUUAAUAGUUUACUUUACGAGACGUCCUCAGAGAUCUUCAGGCCAUCUGAUAUGACGACAGUCUCUUUGUGCCGCGUUGACUGGUUACAUAAAGCGUUUUCAGAUCGUGGACAUUAGGGUUUGCCUUACAUGGAUAUAAAGAAUUUCUAGAGGCAGCUCUUUCUCUUUUCCACUGAUACUGUCUAUUUCCAUGUCUUAUACUCACAUUAUCAAAUCCAUUCAUUAUCAAAACAGAAAAAGACAGACAGGGAUAGUAAGAAUAAGCCCACAGGUGGAUUUACAGAUAAGAUGAUGGGAUAUUCACAAAUCCAAAGCUGUCUGAAAGGAUGAUGACUAAAAUGUUUUGCCAAAGUAUAAAAACUAUCAUAUUUUCAGUAAGAGUGUUAUGCAACUGUGUAUAAAUCAGGCUUUACUCAAACAUGACUAUUCUGACAUAAAUAUAAUUUUGUUACAUAUAUAUUUUUCUAUGUUUGAAUUUAUCUUGAAAUCAUCUAUUUUUAUAUAUUUUAGCAUUUUCUGCCAUGUAUGAAAUCAUAAACAUGUAUCAACAUAUGUCUUAAUUUUUUGUAAGCAUCAAUUAUGCAACCAGGGGGAAAAAAUAGAAAGAAAUUGUGGAUGUGUGAUCGGUUCCAAAAGUAAGACGUAACAUUUGGGGGGAGGGAGGAGAGAAUUUAUAAUAAACUGGGAUUUUCCGAUCCAUUCUGUUUGGUGUUGGAGUUUCCAUUUGUUUUGCAAUGCUGCCCUCUUGUGGCUAUCAGAGCAAUGGUCACUGUGUAACUGCCAUGAUUGUCGUGUUGCCUGCCCUUCUCUCGCUCCUGGGUGUUUGUACAGUUUUUAAGAAAUACCAAUGCUUGCUUUUUAAAAAAAAAAACCAACACAGAAGAUAAUGCCUGAUUCCAGGAGUGAUUUGUAUCAAAGUUCAGUGACAAGACAGAGAAUCAGUGGGACAGACUCUGAUCAAAGUUCCAACUAAAGUCUUCAGAGACAUCCACAGAGGAGCAGGGAUAUUUAUCAAAGGCUGGAUGAAGAUAAGAGGAGAUGAUGUUGCCUGGCUGCAGCCCAGCUCACGGGGAUGGGGGCAGAAAUAUUUUGACCCUUCUGGGCAACCUGAUCAGGAGGUGGGGGCUUGUCUGAGAAAUGGAUUGACCUCUGCUGUUAUUGGACCCUUUAUAUCUCAUAUUUCCUGGUCAAAAUGCAUGCUCUCAAGACAUAAAGGAUGGACAGUUGAGUGAUGUCACUCGUCAUGCACUCGCAGUCAAAUCACCAUACAACGGGACGGUGUCAGUUCAGAGCACUGCAGCGUGCAAAUACAGAAUCGAACAUUUGUACACAGUGUUAUUUAAAAAAAGAAAAAAAGAACUUACUUUUGUAUUCAGAAUCUGUUGGUAUAAAAUAAGACUCUUUGUACAGUGAUGAGCGGUACAUGGGGUUGUACAGUUUGUUGAGAGUGCAUGUCUCCUCUCACGCCAACCUGAAACAUCUGAUGGACAAGUGUACAUCUGCUGGUCCAGCUGCUCGUCCUCACAGCUGCUGCUGCUGCUAACUCCUCCUCUCUGUUGGUCACUGUUUAAUGUGUGAAUAAACUCAAAGGAUCACUGUGCUCAGGUGUGUGUGUAAGAGAGAGUGUGCGUGUCUUACCUGACUCCUGUGUGUAUACAGCUCAUUAUCAGUGUCACUGUGUUCUCAGCUGAGUCAUCUCUCUCUCUCUCUGUCUCUGUAUCUCUCUCUCUUUCUGUCUCUCUCGGUCACCUACUGGUAGAUAGUAAAAGUCUGCUUUUGUGUUCAGCCUUUUGUAGCAUCACGGUACAAUAGGUGUUUCCCAGUACAUCAUCACCGACGUACAUGCAUGGAGGACUGAACGGUCCUGGAACAACAGUUGACCGACUCCCCCUGCUGUUUUACUGUUUAGAACAAGUUCCAUGGAUCCAGCUCAUUGUUGUACGAAUCACAACUUGACGACUCUCCGUCGGCCUUAGUCUCUACUUUCUUUCCACUUUCUGAAAUGUACUUGUGUAGACACGAGCACAUUUCAUGGCCCGUGGAUAAAUGUGAAAGAUGCAUUAGAACAAAGUCUGCAUCUGCUGCCAUGGUACUGUUCCAAUUCUUGUCUGUGAAAAUGUGGCUCUACACACAGAUCUUCAAGAAAAAGCCUGAAACUUGAAGUUUUCUAAAGAAAAAAAAUUUCUAGUAAAGUCAAUUUUAGAUUAUAUUAUUAUUCUUGUUGAACCCUUUAAGGUAUUUCCUUUUCUUUUUGGACUGAGCUCUGCUCCCUGUGGAGUUCGCAAACGAUUUAUUUGAAAAGCUCAUUCUGAGCCACUGUCAUUUCCUGUGGGACUAAGAAGCUCAGAGGGAGAUGAGCAUGCUUUCCUGAAACUUUCUCAUUGAAGAAAAGACUGCUUUUAUCUGCAAUGCCAAGGCUAAGGAAUCCUGUUGGCUUCCUCUAGAGGAGAGCAGCAGUACUAACAUUUUAUGAUACUCUGCUCUGUCACUGAAUACCAAACGUACAAUCAUCAUUUCCAGAUGGAUUGCUUUGCAGUGCAGGAAGACAGGUUAAAUGAUGACACCAUAAAAUAAAUAACUAACACCAUUUCAGAGAUGGAUGGUGGCAGACAGUGGAUUUGAUUUUUAAUAAAGGACAACUAUCAAAUAUCAGUCUGAGAGAUAGUAAACCAAUAUAUCUGUCUGAUCCUACUCUUCUCAAACUUUAAUACUUUGUGCUCCGCCACCAACAUGAUCUCUUUUUCUGUUUGGGCCAUUGAGAUAAAAGAGACAGAGGCAUGAAACAGAUGUAACCUGAUGUAAUCUGAUGCAUGUUUAUAUUUCUAUCCGUCCAUGCGUUUACAUAAAACAAACUAUUCCUUAUCUUAAUGUGCAGUACAUGCUUUUGUUUGUUUGUUCAAGUAGAUAGAAAACCAAAAAGAUAUGACAAUAAAAAAAAGAAUGUGAGGUAAUGGUUACAUUUUGAGACGGAACAGGUGAGUGAAGUGACCAUUUGUAGAUAUUUAUAUUGAAGGGAUCGGUAGGAUUUAAUGUUCAGCGUUUACCAUAUUUUACGUGGGUUCACAUUCUUUGCACUCUUCUUUGACCAACGGUUUAUAUUUCGAAAUCAAAUUUGUGCUUUUUGGCGACAUCGUGUGGUUAAAAUAGACAAUACCUCUUAAGUAAAGAAAAAUAUAACAUAUAAAUAGCGCUUAAGUUGUACUUACGUCGUGUGUUUUCAUGACAUCGUGGUUCUGGCUCAUCGCCUACAUUCUGUGCUAGGCGAAAACUACAAGGAAAAAUCGCAUACUCAAACUUCAUAAAAGAAUGAAUAGUAUUAUACAGUAUAUACUGUGUAUAUAUACAUAUAUAUAUGAUAUCCAUAUUCACAAAUUGCUAUAUAAGGACAUAUAUGUUUUCACUGUAAUAAUUGAUGUUACUGAUAUCUAACAUUUACAUAUUUAAUUAACUGGCUAAUGUUAGCCUGUUGCUUCCCCUGGAAGGCUAACAGGCUAUUUUUAUGUUUGUCCCUGUGGAGUCUGGUCAAUUGUAAUACUAUCCAUCAUGUCAAAAAAACAAUUGUCAGCAUUCCUCUGCUACUGUUGUAACAGGAGUUUUGUUUUUGUUUUUGUUUUCCAACCAGAGCCUGUUCAAAAAAGGUUCAAAAGAGUCAAGUAGAAGAUUUAAAAAGCAGACAAAAGAGAAGGGAGACAUUUAAGAUCAACAAUUGAUUUUUGAUCAUUAAAACUUUAGAUCUUUCAGAUGAAUAACUUCUUCUUCUUCUUCUUUCUGGAAUAACAUUACAAAAGCCAUGAAAGAGCUAUGUUUUGUGAAAUAAACAAAACAUUUAAUUAUACAGAAUUUGUCAGCUGCACUUACCCAUACACACAUUAUACAAACAUGUACCCGCCUGACUACAGACAAAAGUGAAGAGAGGAGGCAGAGAUUGAUCUUUAAUCCUGACAGUAUGACAUGUACUUCCGGUCUGACCUACUUAUUGCACAGUCCCAACACAGUUUGAUCUGAUCUAAUCUGAUCUGUCAAAGUCCUGCAGCCUGAGGUCUCAUGCAGCAUGUGGAUGUGGAAAUGUUAGUGAAAGCUUCUCUAGUCAAACUUCUCCGAAGCUUUAUCAGUGUCUCAUUCAUACAAAAGUUAAACAAGGAACAAAAAUCCCAAGAACACUUGUAUUAUACAUGACUUUUAUUAAAAUUUACAUUUCUUUUAUUGUAACUUAUCUAGCUUUACCUUAAAAAGCGGGUCUUUAAACCUAAGCCUAGCCAUUUUUGUACUUAAGGCUGUAAAACAUUGUAUGUAAAACAUUAUAUUAAAAGCAGAACUAAAGUACUAAAAUAUAAAUUAAAAAUAGUAAAUAGCAGGCAUAAUAGGUUACCAUUUUUGUCCUAGGAUAUUACUCUCCUGACCAUAAUGAACAUACACUAAUUUACAGGUUUUUAUUUAGGACCAUACACACUUUUAUUUACCAUUUCAUAUGAUAAUGGACUAUUUCAACUGUGUUGUGUAAAUAAAGAACGUAUCGAUUAUAACAGGAUUAAUAAAUCACUCAACUUUUAUAUUAUAUGCAUGAUCUUUUUCCCCCCUCCUCCUCCUUCCCGCCGGACAAAGUGGAUGAACUAACUAAACGUGUAAGAACUACAACAAUAUAAGGUGGUUAGGUAUAGACCUCUGGAAAUUUGACAAUACUUAAGUAAUCCAUCCAUGUCUGCUAUUAGUAAUUGCUUAAGAUCACAUGCUGUGAAACAACAAAAUAAUAAUAAUAAUAAUAAUAAUAAUAAUAAUAAUAAUAAUAAUACGU